Molecule: messenger RNA, 5744 nt
Organism: Helicoverpa armigera (cotton bollworm)
Lineage: Eukaryota; Metazoa; Arthropoda; Insecta; Lepidoptera; Noctuidae
Product: WD repeat-containing protein 48 homolog
Exons: 4
Coding region: 228-2174 (648 amino acids)
Biological process (GO): double-strand break repair via homologous recombination
Molecular function (GO): ubiquitin binding
Source: RefSeq, a predicted model, not a curated record
UUAUUUCACAAAUAUUCAUUGUCGUUCUGAACGCAGUUUUAAUAAGCGUUCUUAUUGGUCAAUAUUUACGUAAGAACAAGACAGCCAAUAGCAGCUGACCAGCCAUUUUCCUCAAUCUGUCAAAAAGCAAAUGUCAAACAAUUCUGAAACAAACCUCAAUAAUUUUGCGAAUAUUCUAACAAAAGUGUAAGAAAUAUUAGUCAAAUUCCGUUUUAAAAUGUCGGAAAAUGGGCACGAUGCGUAAGAAAACUCAAGUGUCGUUCGUGAUUAGAGACGAGGAGGAACGGCGGCAUAAAAAUGGUGUUAGUUCAUUGCAACUCGAUCCGAUACAGGGCCGACUGUAUUCGGCCGGCAGGGAUGGAAUCAUUCGUGUGUGGAGUACUGCUACCGGUGUUCAGGACCGAUACAUCCAGAGUAUGGAGCACCACACCGACUGGGUGAACGAUAUCGUGUUAUGUUGCGGCGGCAAAAACUUAAUCAGUGCUUCGUCAGAUACGACUGUGAAGGUAUGGAAUGCGCCCAAAGGUUUCUGUAUGUCGACAUUACGAACUCAUAAGGACUAUGUACGUACAUUAGCGUACGCUAAAGAUAAAGAACAAGUGGCUAGUGCCGGUUUAGACCGUGCAAUCUUCUUAUGGGAUGUCAACACAUUGACAGCUUUGACUGCCAGUAACAACACAGUUACAACAUCAAGCCUUGUCGGCAACAAAGAGUCUAUAUACAGUUUGGCUAUGAAUCCUCCUGGGACCAUUCUAGUUAGCGGAUCUACUGAGAAAGUACUCCGUGUUUGGGACCCAAGGAAUUGUUCACGACUUAUGAAGUUAAAAGGACAUGCAGAUAAUGUUAAAGCUUUAGUUGUAAGCAGAGAUGGAACACAGUGUGUGUCAGGCAGCUCAGAUGGUACAAUAAAAUUGUGGUCUCUAUCGCAGCAGCGUUGCGUUUCUACUAUAAGAGUACAUUCUGAAGCUGUUUGGGCAUUAUUAGCUACUGAAACAUUUACUCAUAUCAUUUCCGGCGGAAGAGAUAGGCUAGUCAUUAUUACAGAAUUACGAAACCCUGAUAACUUUAUGAUAGUAUGUGAAGAAACUGCCCCUAUACUUAAAUUAUGCUUUACGGCUGACCAGACAGGAGUUUGGGUGUCAACAUCAGAGUCUGAUGUUCGAUGCUGGAAACUGCCUCCUUUAAACUCCUUAGACAUGUAUAACCAAAACAAUUAUAAUACUAACAAUGUGUACCAAACACAGCCAAUUCAUCACAUUCCCGGAGGUCCCGCAAUAAAACACUACACAGUGCUAAAUGACAAGAGACACGUAGUAACAAAAGAUACCGCGAACAACGUAGCCCUAUAUGACGUAUUAAAAGCUUGUAAAUUAGAAGAUUUAGGAGAAGUAGAUUACGAGGAAGAAGUUAAGAAAAGAUUCAAGAUGGUUUAUGUACCGAAUUGGUUCAACGUUGAUUUGAAGACUGGGAUGUUGACGAUACACUUGGGGCAAGACGAAACGGACUGUUUAAGUGCAUGGGUUAGUGCCAAAGAGGCGGGAUUGACGACGGAGAAUGAUCAGAAAGUUAACUUUGGUGCGUUGUUGUUGCAAGCGUUGUUGGAUCAUUGGAAUCAUCCGAAUAGAGUGAACGAAGCUGGGCAAAGGGUGAUUGGGAAUAAUUACUUUAAUGUGCCUCUGCAUACUCCUCUUAUAUUUAGUGAAGUUGGUGGGAGAACACUUUAUAGAUUACAAGUAGGUGACGCAGGAGGUGAGACAGAAGGCAAUCUUCUCGUGGAGACAGUACCAUCUUGGGUGGUGGACGUAGCUAUAGAGAUGGCUGCCCCCAAGCUGAACAAACUGCCCUUCUACUUACUGCCGCAUUCAAGCUGUCAGAGUAAACAGGAUCGGCAGAAGAAGGACCGUCUAGUAGCCAACGACUUCAUCCAAUGCCGUAAAGUAGCGGAACACGUGGUAGAGAAGAUAGUGGGAGGCGGUGACGUGAACGGCGCGAGUGCGGGCAGCGGCCGCGCCAGCGCCAACGAGGACAGCGGCAACGACGCGCCCGAGGAGAGGGUCGAGCUGCUCUGCUGCGAUCAGGUGCUCGACCCCAACAUGGACCUUCGUACCGUCCGUCACUUCAUAUGGAAAUCCAACGUGGAGUUCACACUACACUACAGAGUUCUAAAACAAUGAAACAAGCCUUAUUUCUCUAAGGACCAGUUUCGAAAGUAUUGCACUUUCCACUGCAUCUAUAGACUAUGACAGUGAUGUGAUCGAACGGUUUUAUCAAUGUAUUUAUUUUCCUUAAUGUCAAUACUUUGACUGGACGCGGGAAAUUCAAAUAUAAAAUCCAAACUAAUAUUAUAAAAGCGAAAGUAACUCUAUCGGUCUGUCUUUUCUUCACGCCUAAACUACUGAACCGAUUUGUGUGAAAUUUGGUAUAGAAAUAGUUUGAAACUUGAGAAAGGACAUAGGAUAGUUUUUAUUACAAAAAGUAAAUAUAAAAAUAUAAUUUACUCCGGACAUACAGCGCCAUCAAUUAGUCAAAGUCAAAAGUCGGCAUCAAUUCGCUAUUCCACGCGAACGAAGUCGCGGGCAUAAGCUAGUGUGUUUAUAUUAAAACACAUUUUAUAUUUAAAUUGCCCGCUCCCGGCUGAAGCAUUCAAUUUACAAGAAAUUCCUUACCCAGACCAAUUCAAUUGUCUUUGCAGUAGUAUAGAGCGAAUGCAGUAUAAAGUAUUAUAUUGAAGUUUAACAUUUUAUUGUUGUAUUGUAUUUAUGUAUGUAUUCCAUAUUUAAAAUAUAUUUUUCAUGAUAUUUGUAAUCGCUAGUCCAAAUGAGCAAUCAAUCUGUAUAAAAGUUACAAUUAAAGGAGAUGGCCAAAAAACACCCAGAGUCGACAGGAACUUCAUAUGUAUGAUUGGAUUCAGUAUAAUUUGUGGAUUUUAAAAAGUAUUUCAAAACAUCUAAAAACCAUGGGGUUCUCUUUUUAUAACGUUUUUUCGAUCAAGAUUUUAGUUCACAAAAAAGUUUACUUUUACUGUUUGAUGUUCGUUAGAAGUUGAAUGCAGACUCGUGAUUGGACCGUUUUGCAUUGCUAAGUCAUUUGUUAUAUUUGACACUGUCACAUGGCGCGAUUUUCAAAGACAAUUUCUCCAAAAACAUUUCAUAGCCAGUUGUGAAGGUUGCAUGUAACUGCGAAACCUCUCCAAGUAGGUAAGGUCGGUGCUUAAUCGUAUCUGGAGUGGUUAAAUACAAGACCUUUUAAUCACCAGGCCAACUCUGAAACUAUGGGGUUGUUACUAGUGGCUUGUAUAAUGUUAGUUUACUUUGCUUUUUUAUGUCAACUUGUUUAAAAUCAACAUAUAUUCAACAUAACCUAUUUUUGCGAUAAUAUGAAAUAGCUCCUAUACCCCAUGGAUUUCAGUCUGGAUUUUUUGGCACCAUCAAAGGUCUAUCAUAAAGAACCUAUUGGUAACCAUUUCAUUGCUGUCGAUUCUGGGUUUUUUUUUCUAUGAAAAUUUGGCCAUCUCCUUUAUUCAUAUCGUAAAAAAUAGUGACAUUUUCAUAUUCUUACAAAAUGUUGAGAGCGAUCUCAUUGGUAGAAACUACACAUGAAAGUACAUUUGACCAAUAGAAACACGACAUUCACCUGUCACUUUUGGCGCGAACCGCCACCUUUAAUUCCUAACCUCUAUAAAUAAGAUACGAUAAUACUUAAAUGUAAUAACUUAAAAGCUUUAAACAUUAAAAGCGACUCGCGAAUUCGUUUUAAAGCUUGAAUAAAUAUAAAAGAAAAUGACUGUUAAUUAAUAACAAUAAAAUAAAUAUAUGUACUAGUAAAUAUGGUGUGUUCAUAAUCUACCAACGAUUACCUUAAACAUCAUUUUUGUACAUGGGUGCGUUCAUAACGUGGUCAUAAACUUACACACCUUUAAAAUUUUAAACUAAAGCAAGGACCUUCACCAACUUAGGAGUAAAAUAUUGUAGGGUAGCUAAAUGAUAAGCGUGGAUUAUAGAAAAUGGACAACACUAUAAAAGAAAAUAGUAUCAGAAACAUAUGAAAGUUACAGCUACCAAACGGCCUGUAGAAAAGAGAUAUGCUUUCUUUUUCUAUUUUAUUUGUGGUCAAUAUUUUGUUGAAUGGGUAAUCCAUUUUCUAUGUUCAGGAAUGUCAACUGUGCACAUCAUUAUUGCCACAGAUCUAAAAUAAGAAAAGUAUGUUAAUCAACACUUAUCAAAUCUUUCUUUUUACAACGAAUGCUGUAUACCUUAUCUAAGUAUUCAUACAGAUUUCAACAUGUGUAUCACAAUAAAGUACUGUUAAUAAAAUAGAUCCAAAUACACUUAAUAAUGAAUUGUAUCAAACUGUAUUAACAUUUGUAAAGAAUUAUGCUAACACAAUGUUGUAAAUUGAAAAUUCAUGUAUAUGAUUGACUAAAUGUAAAACAUAAUUUUCACAAAUAACUGCCAUAGAAAUUAUAUCAAUUAUUUUGAAGGUGCUUCAAAACUGCUUAUAUGGUAUAUGUUGUAAUCGAAAUUUAAUAUAAAAAAUAUUAUUCUUAAAGCGAGUUUGAAAUAUGUUUUCAUUAUACGAUUAUCAUAAAUACUGGCGUCAAAUAAAACCUAUUUUAUCGAUCACAUAAUACAGAAUCAGCGAUUGUGAAUAUAUUGUACUUCUAGAUAAUAUAUGGCUAUAAAAACUCGUUCAUAUAAAAUUGUAUAGCACUCUACACUAUUAGGAAAAAUAUAUAAGUAAUUAAUAAAUAAUUGUAUUUAUGUAAUAUCUGAAAAUAUAUAUUCUUAAGAUGGUAUUAACGAAAUUCCUAGGCAUAAACGUAAAGUGAAGUUGCCACCAGAUUUUCAUGAUAGAUAAAUGGGAAAAGUACGAUAGUAAACAGUUCUGGUCAUAUAAGUUUGCUGCUCCGACGUUAGCCACAAGUGACCUUGCGGAAGGUAAUCAAACAACUUGCGCAUGUGCGAAACAUAACGUGGCUGACUUCAGAGUGGCAAUAUUAUUUGACAAGUUUUGUCAUUAUUUCGAAAAUAAUUUUGUGUUUUGUAAGUAAUGUAUGUAAUAUUAUUUCGUCAACGUCUGAUGUAAACUGUACCUAGUUUCCGAUGAUUGGGCUUAAUUCUUUUAGAAUCCAAGUUGUUAUUUUGGUUUUAAGAGAUAUUGCCCCAAUUUUCUUUGUAGCUAUUUUAUUCGUGUAUUAAAAUUAUUAUUUUUCUUUAUAAUGAAUGAUACUUAUUGAUAAAAUUGUUCAUAAAUAAUUGAAAUUCUUGUAUCUUAAUUUAAUUUUGAUGCAAAAUUAUUGCCAGUGAAAAUAUCUCGUCGCUUUGGUUGCUCUUGGGAAUAGAAAUAAGGAAUUAAAACAUUAAGACCUCGUUGCAUCAUUUAACUAUAACGAUAACCAAACCAUAACCAGCCGUAUACUUGCCGCCCAUUGGUCAAAUUGGCGAUUUGACAACUGAAAAUGGUUCGGUUAUCGUUAUAGUUAUAUAGUGUAAUUGACCCUUUAAAAAUAACUUUCAAAGUGUUCAGAAACAGCCAUGGCAGCUAAAAUAGCGGUUGGCAGUCUGUCAGUGUUGCCCUCUACGAAAAUUGUUCGAUAAUGGGCUCUAGCGAAAUAAGUUUCAGGUCACAAUGUAAGUGGAGUUGAGUACGCGAAAGAUAAAUAUGUGUAGAUGCUCUAGAGAUGUCUACUGUAAAAUUGUGGCAUGCUUGUAAUUAUACUAUUUGAAAUAAAGUUGUUAAUUUAA